AUGUCCAUGAUGUUUCUGAAUAUCCACAUCCCCACAUACCUACAUGUCAAUGGACUCUUUACCGAGGUCCUGACCCACUUCUACAUCCGAGGGUGUAGAGUAGAGGUCCUGACCCACUUCUACAUCCGAGGGUGUAGAGUAGAGGUCCUGACCCACUUCUACAUCCGAGGGUGUAGAGUAGAGGUCCUGACCCACUUCUACAUCCGAGGGUGUAGAGUAGAGGUCCUGACCCACUUCUACAUCCGAGGGUGUAGAGUAGAGGUCCUGACCCACUUCUACAUCCGAGGGUGUAGAGUAGAGGUCCUGACCCACUUCUACAUCCGAGGGUGUAGAGUAGAGGUCCUGACCCACUUCUACAUCCGAGGGUGUAGAGUAGAGGUCCUGACCCACUUCUACAUCCGAGGGUGUAGAGUAGAGGUCCUGACCCACUUCUACAUCCGAGGGUGUAGAGUAUCCACAUCCCCACAUACCUACAUGUCAAUGGACUCUUUACCGAGGUCCUGACCCACUUCUACAUCCGAGGGUGUAGAGUAUCCACAUCCCCACAUACCUACAUGUCAAUGGACUCUUUACCGAGGUCCUGACCCACUUCUACAUCCGAGGGUGUAGAGUAUCCACAUCCCCACAUACCUUCAUGUCAAUGGACUCUUUUACUGCCACCUCUUUCUUAUCAGAACUUUUGGUAAAACAGAACACAGACAAUACAAAUGCAGUAUUAAAUAUAACGAAAUUUCUUGUACAAAUUACGGCUCUAUUUAGAAAGAGCUUAAAAAAGUAAGAUCAAGAGAUACAAGUAAGACCUUGAGGGCAAGCUUGUACAGCAGUUCUUAUGUUCUGGAGUUGAUGUCACUUGCUGAUGGCAAUAUUGCUACAGACAGUCAAACAAUGUUUUAACAAGUUUUAAUUGUGAUGUCACAGUAAAACGGCAUCAUCUGACUGUGACGUCAUCAUAGUACCAAUGUGUGUUACUUGUAUGCCACAUAGACAGAGGUGGGAGAAAUCAACAAAGUAUAACCCAUAUGUGAUAUUGGCAGGAUAUGGAGUUCAUGUACAUGUAUAUAUUCCUUGGUUCUUUUAACCAUGUCCCAAGUUAGGAAUACCAUUGCCCCAGGCAUUUAUUGUGAGAUUAUUUGUUAUUUUUGCCUAAAGAUAUCUUUUUUAGGAAAUUCUUUGCUCUUAAAAUUCUGUUACAUGAAAUCUGUUUGAAACCUCCGGUAUGAUUGAAUCCGAUGAUGGCUGAUGUUUUCACGUUUAAUGAAGGUUUAAAUCUGGUGAAUAAAAUCUUUUGUAUUUCCA
This is a messenger RNA of Mizuhopecten yessoensis (Yesso scallop), 1296 nucleotides long. RefSeq lists its product as uncharacterized. The transcript is spliced from 11 exons. Bases 1 to 504 code for a protein of 167 amino acids. The record is from RefSeq and is a predicted model, not a curated record. NCBI's taxonomy places the organism in Eukaryota, Metazoa, Mollusca, Bivalvia, Pectinida, Pectinidae.